Molecule: messenger RNA, 1649 nt
Organism: Physella acuta
Lineage: Eukaryota; Metazoa; Mollusca; Gastropoda; Physidae
Product: chitin deacetylase 7-like
Biological process (GO): carbohydrate metabolic process
Source: RefSeq, a predicted model, not a curated record
AUGCCGAGCGUCAGCAGCCAGACAUGCGACUGGCCUCACAAUGCGGACUGCUCCGGCAGUGAAGAUCGUCUGCAGGAGACUUCCGGUUCCAGCCACGGCAGCAGUCACGGCGAGAGCAGCGACUACAGUGAGGGCGAGAGUGGACACGGCGACCACGGACACGGCGACCACGGACACGGCGAACAAGCACACAGCGGCCAUAGUGGAAAGAGCGCAAGUAGCGGACAAAGUGCCAGUAGCGGACACAGUGCCAGUAGCGGACACAGUGCCAGUAGCGGACACAGCGCUAGUGCUUCCAUCUCGAAGAUAGACUGGGGCGGUGAAAGUUCCUGGAUAAGUCAAGCAGCCUCAGGGGGCAAACCCUGGUGGAGACCCAACGGCAUAAGCCCCAGCCAGUGGGCUGACCCAGAGAGCAUCAAGAAGCCCGUGUUCCAGCCCCACAUCCCAUCGGAGCCCAAGGAGGGGGGAGAGGAGGAGAGUGGGAGUAAAAAGUCGGAGAAGAGCACGGCCAAAAAACCCAAGAGCACCUCCGGGAAGUCAGAGCCCAUUUCUAGGUCAGCGUCGUCAAAUCUACAGGCUCAAGAUGGUGACUGUGACCCGUCCAGCUGCCAACUGCCCAGCUGCUACUGCCCGGGCACCGCCAUACCCCACGGGCUGUCACCCUCUUCCACGCCCCAGAUGGUCAUGCUGACCUUUGAUGACGAAAUUUCCGGUGCCUUCUACGGUUACUACCAGCGGCUGUUUAGACCAGGUCGCUACAACCCUAACGGCUGUCCUGUCCGAGGUUGCAUGUACGUGUCAGGUAGCGGCACUGAGUACGAUUUGGUCUACCCGAUGUAUGCCAUGGGCAACGAGAUUGCCAGUCACACCAUCUCCCACAGAUUCCCCCACACAUGGUGGUCGACCGCCUCCUACGAAGACUUCUUUGAAGAGGCGAGCGGCAUGAAGGAGAACCUGAUCAGCCGGGCCGGUCUGCCGAGUGAGGCCAUCAAGGGCUUCAGAGUUCCCUUCCUACAGCUGGGGUCAGAUAACAUGUACAGCGCCAUCUAUGAUGCGGGGUUUCACUACGACACGUCCAUGUUCACUGGCUCUGAGCAGGAGGUGGGUGACCCCGUCUGGCCCUUCACCCUGGACUACACCCCCAGCCACACCUACUGCCAACACGGACCCUGCCCCACCAAACAGUACCCUGGACUCUGGGAGAUACCUGUCCAACGCUGGUUUGGGCUGGAUGGCCAUUCUUGUGCUAUGCCGGAUGGAUGUAGUGCCACCGGGGACGCUGAGGAAACUUUGGAAUACCUCAAGUCAAAUUUCAGGCGGUACUACAGCUCCAACCGUGCACCGUUUGGUAUUUUUGUCCACGCCCGCUGGUUCAACACUGAACACAACCUGGAUGGUUUGGACAGGUUCAUCGAUUACCUGCUGACCAUAGAUGACGUCUACAUCGUUACACCUAGCCAGGUACUAGAGUGGAUGAAGAGCCCGACCUCCCUUAGCGGCAUCAACAGCUUCGGCCCCUGGAGCUGCGAGGGUGGAGCCAAAAAGUAACCACCCCCACCCACUGCCGUGGAAAAUAUAUUUUUGUUACUGCCAUUGUUUGAAACUCCUAAAGUUCAAAUUGUCGACGAUUUUUUUACUCAAACAUACGC